AUGGAUCAUCGACGUGCGCCCCUUAGUGGCCCUGACCAGCACUACCACCGUCCUUCGCUCCCAUCCGACCACUCCGUUCCUCCUUCCAACCAACAGGUUUACCCUCCACCUAGACCACAUAGUCUACCGAGCGUCGACACCUUUCCUCCUCCCUCACAACCACAUCAGUACCAAGGCCAGCAACCCCCGCCGACCAUCAUACACCCUGCGCCGCACUCCGAGGGUCCGGAGAGAGCUGAACAUCCAUAUACCGCUCCACCUGCUGUACACGGAGCCCCUGUCAUCAAAUCAGAUCUCCCUCCUGCGCCGCCUCAGUACCCGCGCCCGUCGAGUAACCCUCUGCAAUCACAUCCUCAGCCUCAGCCGCAAGCCCAAUCGCAACAUCCCGGACCACCAUCGAGUACCCGACCACCUAUGGAACACCAUCCAGCUGCUUAUGUGCAGCAUCCGCCGCCGCCACCACCACCACCCCCACAAGGUGAACAUGUCAACUAUAUAGUUGGCCCCAUGCUGGAUCCUUAUGGUCAACCACCACCAGGAUAUUACCCACAGUACAUGCCAGCCAUGCACAUGUCGAAUCCAAACUUGCGGAAGAAAAGUUCACGCGCCAGUCAGGCCUGCGAUAGAUGCCGUGAGCGUAAGUCGAAGUGCGAUGAGAAUCGUCCCUGUGUAACAUGCAAGGAGCAAGGUCUGGUGUGUAAUUACAAGGAUGCGCAUCCAACAAAAGCCGACAAGAACAACCAAGCUCUUUCCGACAUGAUUACCGAAGUCUUGACGUCCAUCAAAGCAAUAGGCGAUCGUCUCGGUGUUGUUGAGGAGCGUCUUGCCAUUCAGCCACCGCCUUUGGCUCGUGUUGAUACGCCAAAUCCGUCCAGUCAGGCGAACUCGGAUGCUAUGGUUAUAAACAGCAACAAUGUCGAAGAUCUGACGGUCAUUCAGCAGCAGCAGACAUGGGAAAUUGGGGAUCACACCACAGCGGCGCACAAAUUAUUGCUUCGUUGGCCUUCCAUUCAACCUUUCGUGCGCACCAACAAAUGCAUUAUCAGCGAGAAUUACGUUAUGAAAGGCGAAGAUCGCGGCAUACUGCGUCUCUACGGUGCUGGCGAGCGUGUGAAAGAUGAGCAGGUAAACAUUGGCGCUGCAAGUCCUGCAGGCAGUUCAAAUGGAGACGAUUAUCUUGCUUCAACCCCUGAAAAUGAUCCUCGACGGUCUGAGCCCUUUACUCCUGGUUCUCCUGCCAUUUCCAUGGAUCUUGACACCAUUGAAAAUUUGUUCAACUCCUACAAGAAAAAUAUUCACAGGCUGCAUCCUUUUUUGGACAUUGAGCGGAUUGGAAAAUAUCUAAAGGAAACCUUUAUUCCAAAGCACUGCGCAGAAGUCAAGAGUCAUCACUCGCCAUUGUUUGUCACGAAUGGCACUGGUGAGCGGGUAACCAAACGCAGAAAAGUUGCCCGCAGCGAACAAUUCGCCACCGGCACUCUACCAGGAGAGCAAACAAGCAGCUCUUCAUCUUCACAGCCAAGGCGCGCGCCAGAAAGGAAUCUUACCAAUGCCAUAGUGUACCUGAUCCUUGCUUUGGGCAAGAUCUGUGAGACUGGCGACCCCCUUCCUGGUCCUGUACAAGAAAUUGCGUCGACGAGCAAGCCUAAUCCUUCUCACACAACAAUGGCAUCACCUCAUCUCCAAUCGAACCUUUUAUCUCCGGGACAGGUACCUAGCAAUGUCGCCAACUCCUCCGCUGGAGUCACACGUGCUCAGUCCUGGGAUGGCAGCGGAACUCAAACAUCAGACAAAAGGCAAGCCCAAAAUCAUGAAAAGAUUGCUGGCUUUGUCUACUAUCGCGAGGCUGCCUCUAUUCUUGGCGAUUUUACAGACUCGAAUGAGCUUGCAGCUGCCCAAGCACGUCUCCUUGCUGGUCUAUACAAAGGUCAACUGGCCAGAGUUCAGGAGAGUUGGAGCUGGAUAAGCACGGCUGCACGGACUUGCCUUUAUCGCAUGAAAAUUGACGGCUUGAACAACACGAUAAAGGACAAACAGAUGGGGCGAAUUUUCAACAAACAUGAAAAUCUGACUAUCCUCACUUUCUGGUCGGCUUUACAGCUUGAGAGUGACAUCCUCGCUGAGUGGGACUAUCCUCGGAGCGGCCUACAUCUACUCGAGAACACAGUCACUUAUCCUGGGCAACUCAUGACACCAGCCGAUCAAUUGUCCCAGGAAGAGCAGCGAGAGAGAUACAUCAUAUCAUUGUAUUAUUCAGCUCAACUCUAUCUGCGCACUAAGCUGAACAGGAUACACACAGAUGUGUAUGGAGGACAACUAUCUUCAGAAGAUCCUCAAAGGCUUGCCGAGCUUCUCUGGCAGCAAACCGAUGACUUGGAAGGCUGGCGACAGAUCGUGCCCGAGUAUCAUUGGUCGGACGACGACCCUCCUGCUUCUGAUAUUGUCGCCGCUCGGUUAAGAGGAAAGUAUUACGGGGCUUGCUACGUCUGUACCCGGCCAUAUCUCGACUAUGCUCUACAUGUCAUGUACGAACUUGACAAAGGCAAAACCCUCGAAGAGCUAACAAAAGAUGCCAACGGACGACAUCGGGAAACCGAGUAUGCGCUAUUCACUGCCAUCAGGGAAUACAACGACGAGGAAAUGGUUAAGUCCAAGUGUCGCAUUUGUAUCGAUGCUGCCAUGCGCAGUACUGUAGCUUUUGACGGAGUGGAAAAUUUCGAGCGUCGCCUGAUAGUCACCAACAUCAUGGGAACUGCUCAUGCACAAUUUGGCAAUAUGCUUGUUCUUGCAGCAGUGUACAGCUGUAACAUCGAAUGGCUCAAAGAGCUGGUGCCCAGGGACAAGUUACAAGCCUUGCUCCGUCGCACAAUCGCCUUCAUUCGCCGUUUACAACAGGCUUCCAAUGUUGCAGUCAGCGAUAUUUUGAUACUCGAAGCGAUUGACCGCAUCCUGUUUCCUGAGAGCGAAGGGAAUGACCUUUACAAAAAUGAAGGCCUGACCGGGGAUUCUAUCGGGUCUGUCGGUUCAUUCAACUCCGUCGAUGCCAUUGUCUGA
Aureobasidium melanogenum CBS 110374 is the source of this 3054-nucleotide messenger RNA. RefSeq lists its product as uncharacterized. The transcript has 6 exons. Gene Ontology annotation, molecular function: DNA-binding transcription factor activity, RNA polymerase II-specific; zinc ion binding. Gene Ontology annotation, biological process: regulation of DNA-templated transcription. NCBI's taxonomy places the organism in Eukaryota, Fungi, Ascomycota, Dothideomycetes, Dothideales, Saccotheciaceae. Bases 1 to 3054 code for a protein of 1017 amino acids. The record is from RefSeq and is a predicted model, not a curated record.